This is a messenger RNA of Lotus japonicus, 2935 nucleotides long. RefSeq names its product pentatricopeptide repeat-containing protein At4g16835, mitochondrial-like. Lineage: Eukaryota; Viridiplantae; Streptophyta; Magnoliopsida; Fabales; Fabaceae. Gene Ontology annotation, biological process: RNA modification. Gene Ontology annotation, molecular function: protein binding; RNA binding; zinc ion binding. The transcript has a single exon. The record is from RefSeq and is a predicted model, not a curated record. The coding region runs from base 65 to 2260 and encodes 731 amino acids.
CCUGGUUUUAGGGUUCUAGCUUAGCUUAUGUCAUUGUGUUUGUUUUUGUUGUCAUGGUUUAGAAAUGGUUCUCAUUUUCAAGCUCCAAAGAUGGUGUAAGAUUACCUUGCUUGUGUGUGCGCUGAUUUGUUUCCAACAACCGAUGAUGAAUGUGAAGCAAACAACGCAAACGCUUCGGAAACCCAUGUAUCGUGCGUUCUCUCGCUGCCUCACUCCUCUGAAUGACAACACUUCUCUGAAUGACAACUACACACGUCUCGUGCUUCACUGUCUUCGAACCAACGACUGCAUUCAAGCCAAGAAAUUGGAGUCUGACAUGCAGCUUCACCAUUUUAAACCCGAAGACACCUUCAUCCACAACCAGCUUCUUCACUUGUAUGCAAAAUGCGGCAAGCUCUCAGAUGCCCAGAACCUGUUUGAUAAAAUGUCUCACAGAGAUGUGAAUUCCUGGAAUGCCUUGCUUUCUGCUUAUGCCAAGGCGGGGUUGGUUGAACAUUUGUAUGAAGUCUUUGAUCAAAUGCCUCGUCGUGAUUCCGUUUCAUAUAACACGUUGAUUACUUGUUUUGCGAAAAAAAGGCUUUCAGGCAGAGCGUUGAGAGUUUUGGUGAGGAUGCAGGAAGAUGGGUUUCAACUCACCCAGCAUACCUAUGUGAAUGCCCUGCAAGCAUGUUCUCAGUUAUUGGAUUUUCGGCUUGGGAAGCAGGUUCAUGGGAGGGUGGUUGUUGGUAAUUUUGUGAAAAAUGCAUUUGUUUGGAAUGCUUUGACUGAUAUGUAUGCUAAAUGUGGUGGUGAUAUAGACAGGGCGCGGUGGUUGUUUGAUGGGAUGAUUGAGAAGAAUGUUGUUUCGUGGAACCUCAUGAUCUCUGGGUAUGUGAAAAUGGGCAAACUUGACGAGUGCACUCAGUUGUUUGAUGAGAUGCAGUUAUUUGGUUUGAAACCUGACCAGAUUACAGUUUCUAAUGUUCUUAAGGCUUACAUUCAAUCUGGACGUUUAGAUGAGGCGAGGGACAUGUUUAGUAAAAUGCCCGAAAAGGAUAAAAUCUGUUGGACGACGAUGAUAGCUGGUUACGCACAAAAUGGAAGAGAGGAGGGUGCUUUGAUGUUGUUUGGUGACAUGCUACGUGCAAGUGUUAGACCUGACAGUUUCACCAUCUCAAGUGUGGUUAGCUCCUGUGCCAAGCUAGCUUCUUUGUGUCACGGUCAGGUUGUCCAUGGAAAAUUAAUUCUUAUGGGUGUUGAUGCUGACAUGCUGGUCUCGAGUGCUCUUGUUGAUAUGUACUGCAAGUGUGGAGUCACUUUGGAUGCUUGGGAUAUUUUUGAAACUAUGCCUGUUCGGAAUCUGAUCACUUGGAAUGCAAUGAUUCUGGGUUAUGCACAAAAUGGGCAGGCUCAGGAGGCCUUGGCUUUGUAUGAAAGAAUGCUGCAAGAUAAUUUGAAACCUGAUAACAUUAGUUUUGUUGGUAUCUUAUCUGCUUGUAAAAAUGCUGAUAUGGUCAAAGAAGGACAGAAGUAUUUCGAUUCAAUCACUGAACGAGGAAUGACACCCACAUUGGAUCACUAUGCAUGUAUGGUCACUCUCCUUGGUCGGUCAGGUAGUGUCGAUAAAGCAGUGGAUCUGAUCAAAGGUAUGCCUCACAAACCGGAUUACCUGAUUUGGUCCGCCUUACUAUCUGUUUGUGGCAAGGAUGACAUGAAGAUUGCAGAGUUGGCAGCUAGUCAUCUCUUUCGAUUGGAUCCACAAAAUGCUGGACCAUAUAUCAUGCUUUCCAACUUGUAUGCUGCUUGUGGGAUGUGGAAAGAAAAAGCUGAUGUAAGAUCUCUCAUGAAGAACAAAUGUGCAAAGAAGUUUGCUGCAUACAGUUGGGUUGAGGUUGAGAAUGAAGUCCACAGGUUUGUUUCAGAAGAUCGCACUCACCCAGAAGUAGAAAGAAUAUAUGAUGAAUUGAACAGAUUGAUCUCAAAGUUGCGACGAAUUGGGUAUAAUCCAGAUACAAGUCAUGUUCUACAUAAUGUGGGGGAGGAAGAAAAAUUUAGAUCCAUCUCUUGCCACAGUGAGAAACUUGCUGUUGCGUAUGCUUUAAUUAGAAAGCCCAAUGGAGUUGCACCAAUACGGAUCAUGAAGAACAUACGUAUCUGUAAUGACUGUCAUGCAUUUAUGAAGUUCGCAUCCAUCACUAUAGGACGGCCAGUCAUUGUGAGAGAUUCAAAUAGGUUUCAUCAUUUCUUUGAUGGGAAGUGUUCUUGCAAGGAUCAUUGGUGAAGUCUCAAUCAGAUGGUAAUCUGCUGUGCUUUUAACUGACUCCAAAUGAAGGGUGCUACCGAGGCAAUAUGCAUUUUGCAUCUUCAUAUAAGCUUUUGAAACAAGGGACAAAACCAAGAUAAACAAUACUGAUGAAAAUUUUUCUUGUGACGCAAUGGAGCUUCAGACGGUUUGGAUUGCACAACAAGUAAUCUCUUGGUUUAGAGAUUGAUACUUGACAAUUGACAUUGAAUGACACGGUAAAGCCUUGAAUAAAAUGUCCGAGAAGUUAUUAAAUGCCCAUAAUUUACUGAGAAAUUGGGAUUAAAAUGUUUGUGACAUAUCACUUAUGUAACUCAUUAGAGGCAACCACUUUGAUAGAACUUGGUACAGAAACAUAGAGAGAGAAAGAAAACUGUUAUUGAACAUUUUGGCUAGGCCACUCCAACUAUUAGGCCCAGACUAUUUAAUGGUAGGUUUUUUUGUCAAAUUUUAUGGUAGAUUAAAUUGUAUUUUUUUAAUUUGGGGCCAGUGGAUUGGCCCUAACCCACAGGGUUUAGUGGACUUUUUGGUCUUGUGGGUUUUGGGAUUACUUUUUUGUACACCCUAACCUAACCCUACAAAAAAGGGAGUUCCAUUGUAAACCAAAGGAAAUAUAGUAGAUGGAAGAUUUAUCAUUGAAGGAAAUAAUUUUAU